AUGGCUACGGAGAUUGAGCAGCCGCUGGCUUUGACGGCGGUCACACCAACUGCGCCCAGCCCAACUGGAUCUGCCAUUCACCACUCCGCGACAGGUUCCUCGGAUGGCACUCCUGGAUCUGCCUCCAGACCCCUUCCUUCCCCUACCAGCGCCAAUGGCCAGGCCAAUGCCUCCCGGCGCCCGCCGCGCAAAAGCACUCUUACGCAGCAGCAAAAGAACCAAAAGAGACAAAGGGCCACACAGGACCAAUUGACGACUCUCGAAAUGGAAUUCAACAAAAACCCGACUCCUACGGCUAGUGUUCGUGACAGAAUAGCCGAAGAGAUUAACAUGACGGAGCGCUCUGUUCAGAUUUGGUUCCAGAACAGGCGAGCUAAGAUCAAGAUGCUGGCCAAGAAGAGCCUCGAAACCGGCGAAGACAUUGAUUCAAUUCCCGAGUCGAUGAGGCAAUAUCUCGCUAUGCAGGCCAUGGAAUCCGGUAAAGGGUUUGCUGGCAGCUAUAUGGGUCGCACUGGCCUGCUUCCUUUUGGCGGCGGCAACAUGCUCUUUGGUGGUGACCAGAGCGCGCAGGGCAAAGUUUUGAUUCACCAUCUCACUUGUCGCUCCCUGAGCAUUGGCAAAUGGACGCGAGUUGGACAAAACACUAUGAACCUCAUCAUCUUCUACUCGCCGGACAAGUGUACCAUGACCUACUACAUUAACAACGAGCAAGCUGGGUACAAGAUCGAAUACCCUUUCUCUCAUAUCAAGAACAUUUGGCUGGAGAAUGCAGACAACGACAUGAACAAACUGGCGGGCAUCUUUAUUGAGCUCAACCAGCCACCUUACUUCAUGAUGGAUGCAACCUCGUCGACUACGGGCUUUGACUACGUUAGUGACUUCACCGAGGAUCAACAGGCCUCUCAGUGCUUGCUCCAUCAUCUGGGUGGCAACCCCAAGGUGCUGGCCAACCAGCUGGCCAAGCUUGUUUCUUUGGAAUCUUUCAUGAACCGCCACAACCCCCACAGCAUUCGACAGGUUCACGCAUAUGCAGACCCUCAUGCAAUCUCGGCCUCGGCCCCGCAACAAUGGGGGAUGGCCCAAAUGCACUCUGCUGCUAAUAUGCGGCCUCAGGGCCACAAGCGACAGCGUAGUCGCUCUGUUCCUGGGCCAAUUGAUUUUGCCAUGUUUCAGAAUCAGCCUAUGCCGUCCUUCUAUAUUCAACCUCCCGGUGAUAUGGCUGCUCAGCACAAUCCAAACAUUUAUGCUCCAGUGCCACAGCAACCCAAUGUGGCCCAUAAUUUGAGGAUUGACACGCAAGCAGGCUUUGGUUUGGACAUGCGACAAUACCCAAUGUCAGCCACGACUGCUUCGCCAUCCGAGUUCCCACCGAGCCCUGGCUUUUUCCCUCCUGGACAAGAGAAUGGCCCAUUGGCUCCGUCAAAUUACAGCACCCCCUAUGGUGCCGCUUUUUUGUCGCCCAUGGUCACUGCUGAAGCCAACAUGCCUACAGCCAUCUCUCCCCUUCCCUUUAAUGGUCCUACUGAGCCUUCAAUUGUCGAGCAGUCCCCUCCCAUGUCCAUGAUGGGCCGCCCAGGCUCCUCCGAAAUGUACAUGGGCCAGGAUGGCUCAUGCGCUGUUUCCGAUGAUGGCGUUAGCUUGAAUGAGAUGUAUUCCAAACACUCCAUUAAUAUGCCAUUGCAUGAGCACUCGCCCGGGAGCUAUGUUCAGCACUCACAGGGAGAUAUCGACAUGGACCAACUAGUUCACUUCGACGCGGUUGAUCCAACUAGUCUAUCACCCGAGACGAUGCAUCGGUAA
Molecule: messenger RNA, 1800 nt
Organism: Trichoderma breve
Lineage: Eukaryota; Fungi; Ascomycota; Sordariomycetes; Hypocreales; Hypocreaceae
Product: homeobox domain-containing protein
Exons: 4
Coding region: 1-1800 (599 amino acids)
Biological process (GO): regulation of transcription by RNA polymerase II; cell differentiation
Molecular function (GO): DNA-binding transcription factor activity, RNA polymerase II-specific; RNA polymerase II cis-regulatory region sequence-specific DNA binding
Source: RefSeq, a predicted model, not a curated record